ACAACUCAUAAAAUCUCCGGCACCGCGCUCGCGCCAUUCUGUGCCGAAAUUGGAGGACGGUGGAGACUACCCCGGAUCGUUGCCCUCCGCACACCUCACCUUCCCGUCCAAGCUUGGCAGAGAACCUGAACUUGAUCCGUAUAAGCGGCCGCACGACUAAUAAGCUUUCGGUUUAUAUUGGCACGAGACCAGGACAGCGCGGGACGCUGGGGGCUAUCAUGAUUUCAUACAAGAUUGCGCUGCACUACAGCGGGCCGGAACUGGUCGAUGAGUCUCCUAUAUCAAGCCCGACCCCCAGCCUCUACCAGGAGAACGCCAUGAGCGAGCGCGCGGCCUGCAGCACACUCCCGGCAUCCUUUGUCCUCGCCGGCGACUCGACCACGGCGGUCGCCGGCGGCUGGGGCACGGGCUUCAUCUCGUUCCUCAAGAGCCCGGCCAAGGGCACCAACAUCGCCAAGAGCGGGGCGACGACGGUGUCGUUUGUGAACGGCGGUUACUGGAAGAAGGUCAUUGACCAGGUCAAGGCUGACGCCGCGACGCACAACGUUAUUGUGACGAUUCAGUUUGGUCACAACGACCAGAAAGAAGCAGCCAACAUCUCCCUGAGCCAGUUCCAGACCAACCUGGAAAACUUCGCAAAGGAGGUGAAAGCCGCCGGCGGCACACCGCUCCUCACAACCUCCCUGACAAGACGCACCUUCAACUCGGACCACGACGUGGCGGACUCGCUGCACAACGAGCGCCUGAGGGCCAUCGCAGCAGCAGAGGCGACCGGGUCGCCCUACAUCGACCUGAACCAGGCCUCGAUCGCGUUCGUCAACGCCAUCGGCAAGGACGCGGCGCAGGCGUACAACCUCGCCGCGGACGACAGGACGCACCUCAACGACUACGGCAGCGUCGUGUUCGGGCGCAUGGUGGCGGAUCUCGUCCUCGGCCACCCGCCGACCGUCAGUGCUGACGACAAGUGGACGCCCUCGGCCGACAACUGCUUUGUGGGCGCGUUCAACUCGAACAAGACCCUGACGCAUGCUAUUUGGAGCGGGCUCCCCGCUUAA
Diaporthe batatas is the source of this 1055-nucleotide messenger RNA. RefSeq lists its product as uncharacterized. Gene Ontology annotation, molecular function: hydrolase activity. The coding region runs from base 219 to 1055 and encodes 278 amino acids. Lineage: Eukaryota; Fungi; Ascomycota; Sordariomycetes; Diaporthales; Diaporthaceae. The transcript is spliced from 5 exons. The record is from RefSeq and is a predicted model, not a curated record.